AUGGUAAACGCUGGCGCGGUUGCAUUUCCCCCCUUCGUUACCGGUCACAUUGUAACGAAUGCCCUCUCGCACAUCGGAAGUCCCGAAGCCUUAAUCCUCCGCAUUGUCCUUAUCCUCACGGCAUUAAUCGGACCUGCGAUCUUCACCCUUACCACCGCUGUACAGAUAGGAGUACAAGAUGCCCCACCUAGCCCGAGAGCUAUUGGAGCUCUCACUGCGAUGGUGAAGUCAGCUAACAGUAUUAUGCAGGCUGCGGUUCCUGCAUUCACGCAACGGGUUUUCCAAUCAGUGCUCGUGAGCGGAUACUACGACGAAAUUUGA
Fusarium sp. VM40 is the source of this 321-nucleotide messenger RNA. Lineage: Eukaryota; Fungi; Ascomycota; Sordariomycetes; Hypocreales; Nectriaceae. The record is from the annotation of a GenBank genome assembly.